This is a messenger RNA of Eremomyces bilateralis CBS 781.70, 11700 nucleotides long. RefSeq lists its product as uncharacterized. Gene Ontology annotation, molecular function: transcription coregulator activity; protein binding. The transcript has 4 exons. Gene Ontology annotation, biological process: regulation of DNA-templated transcription; DNA repair. Bases 1 to 11364 code for a protein of 3787 amino acids. Gene Ontology annotation, cellular component: nucleus; NuA4 histone acetyltransferase complex; SAGA complex. The record is from RefSeq and is a predicted model, not a curated record. NCBI's taxonomy places the organism in Eukaryota, Fungi, Ascomycota, Dothideomycetes, Eremomycetales, Eremomycetaceae.
AUGGCGGAAAAGAACCUAGAAGCAUUCGCUGCGAAGCUCGACGACCCAAACCUUGAUGUUCGGAUAAAGUGUACUGUCGCGACUGAGCUACGAGAUAGCAUAGAGAUAUGGUGUCAAGGCUCGUCUUAUGCGACGUUCGUCGAGCGGUUCAUCCCCAUUUUCAUGAAUCUAUUAGAUGGCCCGCCAGUCUUCAUGAGCAAUUCCCCAGAACAGCGACUGCGAUUAUGUGUCCUCGAAAUCCUCUUCCGACUCCCCAUGACACCAUCCGCCACAUUGGAGCAGCAUACGCCGCGGAUCGUCGACCGGCUCAUGGACCUCGUGCGCAUCGAGAACGAAGAUAAUGCGACCCUCUGCAUCAAGACGGUCAUGGACUUCCUGCGGAAUCAGCCGAAGGCGCUCGCGGACCGGGUUCAGCCCUUCUUAGAUCUCAUCCAGGAGAUGUUUCAACAUAUGGAGCAAGCAGUCAAGGAUACCUUCGACAACCCGGCGCAUGGAGGCGCUCAGGGCCUCCCAUCGACACCCGGAAAUGCUCAAUACUCGAACUCUCCUCGCCCGGGCUCCCCGGUGACUUCAACGUCGUCAGCCGACAUCGUUACGGAACAACCGCAGGCCCGCCCGCUGCAGAAAGGGAUGCAAUCCUUCAAAGUGAUUGCCGAAUGUCCGAUUAUUGUCGUAUCCAUUUUCCAGGCUCACCGGGGCUGUGUCAACAAGAACGUACGGCUGUUCGUCCCCCUGAUAAAGAACGUUCUGCUCCUCCAGGCGCAACCGCAAGAGCGAGCGCACGACGAGGCCAGGGCCCAAGGGAAAAUCUUCACGGGUGUCUGCAAGGACAUUCGGAACCGCGCGGCCUUCGGCGAUUUCAUCCUCGCCCAAGUCAAGACGAUGAGCUUCCUGGCAUAUCUGCUGCGUGUGUACUCUUCGCAGCUAACCGACUUUUUGCCAACCCUGCCCGAGAUUGUCAUUCGCAUGCUGCAGGAUUGCCCGAGAGAACGGUCAGGUGCACGAAAGGAGCUGCUGGUUGCCAUUCGGCACAUCAUCAAUUUCAACUUCCGCAAGAUCUUCCUGAAAAAGAUCGACGAGCUUCUGGAUGAGCGGACCUUGAUCGGCGACGGCCUCACCGUGUAUGAGACGAUGCGGCCGCUGGCGUAUAGCAUGCUCGCGGACCUCAUCCAUCAUCUCCGCGAUUCCCUGUCUCGGGAGCAGAUUCGGCGGACCAUUGAGGUCUACACAAAGAAUCUCCACGACGAUUUCCCCGGGACGAGCUUCCAGACCAUGAGCGCGAAGCUGCUCCUGAACAUGUCGGAGUGCAUCGCCAAGCUCGAGCCAAAGGAGGAUGCGCGUCAUUUCCUGGUCAUGAUUCUUGACGCCAUCGGAGAUAAGUUCGCGGCGAUGAACCGACAAUAUGACAACGCAGUGAAGCUAUCCAAGUCCUACACUCCUCCACCGAUCGAGGCCUCAGCCGAGAACUUCCUCGCGGAUCCGACACAGAAGCCCGACUGGGACGAGGUUGACAUCUUCAACGCCACCCCAAUCAAAACGUCUAAUCCUCGAGAGCGGAACUCGGAUCCGGUGGCCGACAAUAAGUUCCUCUUCAAAAACCUUCUCCAAGGGCUCAAGAACCUCUUCUAUCAGCUGCGCGUGUGCAAUCCGCAAAAACUGAAGGACGAAAUUGACCCCACGAAUGCCCCCGCCAAUUGGAACGAGGUAUCGUUCGGCUAUAAUGCUGAAGAGGUCAAGGUCCUGAUCAAGCUGUUCCACGAAGGGAUCCAAGUCUUCAAGUACUAUGGGGUGGACAAGGCGCCCUUGGAUAGUAACGAUGCACAGUCCGUCACGCAGUAUGCUGGUUCCAAGGAGGAAAAAGAGCUGCUGGAGGCGUUCGCGACCGCCUUUCACCACAUCGAUCCCGCGACGUUCCACGAAGUCUUCCAGUCCGAGAUCCCCCAUCUGCAUCAGAUGAUUCUCGAGCACGGUUUCCUCAUCCACAUCCCGCAGUUCCUCCUCGCCAGCGAAGCAACAUCUCCCGCCUUCGCUGGCAUGCUCCUGCAAUUCCUCAUGACCAAGAUCGAGGACAUUGGGAGCUCUGAUGCGAGGCGAACGUCGACAUUGCUCCGCCUCUUCAAGCUGUUCUUCAUGGCUGUCACCCUAUUCUCGCAGCAGAAUGAACCCGUCCUGCUCCCCCACGUCAUCAAGAUCAUCACCAGGUCAUUUGAGCUCUCGACAACCGCGGAGGAGCCGAUGAAUUAUUUCCUCCUCCUACGAAACCUGUUUCGAAGCAUCGGGGGCGGUCGCUUUGAAGUGUCGUACAACCACCUUCUCCCGCUGCUGGAGAUGAUUUUGGAGACGCUGAACAGCCUACUCCGGACAGCACGGAAACAGCAAGAGCGAGACAUAUUUGUCGAACUCUCGCUUACCGUCCCGGCGCGUUUGAGCAACCUUCUUCCGCACCUGAGCUAUCUCAUGCGGCCGCUGGUUGUGGCCUUGCGGGCUGGCCCCGAGCUCGUGUCUCAAGGCCUGCGCACGCUCGAGCUCUGCGUGGAUAACCUGACCGCAGACUAUCUCGAUCCAAUCAUGGGACCGGUCAUCGAUGAGCUGAUGGCCGCUCUCAUGGAGCAUCUGAAACCCACCCCGUACAGUCAUUUCCAUUCCCACACCACGAUGCGGAUCCUCGGCAAACUCGGCGGGCGAAACCGCAAGUUCUUGACCGGCCAACAGGCGCUCGAUUUCAAGGCCUACGCGGACGAUGAGCCGAGCUUCGACAUCCGACUGACCGGCUCCGCGCGUGAGCGGGCGUUGCCAGCAUCGCUUGGCCUCGAAGUCGCGAUCUCCACGCUGACCGAAGUGCCCCGCCACGUCCAGGCGAAGAAGUUCGACGCCACGCAUAAGCAGCAGGCCUUCCGGCUCAUCCUCUCGCAGACCAAGCUCCUGAUCGGUUACGAGCAUUUGCCCGACGAUUUCACGCAGCUGGUGCGGCUGCAAGCGGACGACGCCUAUGCUCGGCACUUUGACAUUGGCCCGGAUUGCCUGAUGGAAUCCUCGCGCGACAAAUCGUUCGCGAAGCGAGAUGCCCAACGGGAUACGCUGCGAAAGCUCCUGAAAGCCAUUAUCUUCGCGACCUCUGUUCCGGAGCUGUGCGAUGAGGCCACUGUCUUUAUCCAUGAUCUCGCGCGACACUUCACCGUGCUCGAUCUGGGCAGAUGGCUCGCAUACGCCAAACAUGGGAGUAAGCCCUUCGACGCGAAGGCUGGGGAAGGACCGCUCUUCAUCGACACCCGAGUCAUUGCGGACGCGAUCGCGGACUCCCUCGCCUCCGAUAGUCUCGAUACCAGAAAAACCGCAGAAACGAUGCUCGAGACGAUUCGAGACGCCGCGGCCGCCAUCUUCGGCCCGGGUCGCGCUGCUGAGAAGCUCCCGUUGUUCAAGCACUUUGGCCGAUUGUUCGCCCACCGUUGCCACGAGGAAGAAUGGUUCACCAAGGCGGGCGGGACCUUGGGCAUCGAGAUCCUGAGCAACCGCCUAGACUUCAGCGACGACUGGCUCCGCGAACGGCAGCAGGAUUUCGUGCGAGCGUUGAUGUACGUCCUCAAAGACAUGCCGCACGACGUCUCGUCCACGACGCGUACCCAAGCGUUGGAUGCGCUGCUGGCCACCGUUACGCGGUGCAACCGCAAAGCCGAGAAGAAGGAUUUGUCCGAUCCCAAGUCCAGCUUGAGCGUGCUCUGCUCGUUUCUCAUUUUCGAGCUGGCGCACAUGAGUAAACACGUGCGGAACGCUGCGCAGAAGGCGUUUACGGUGCUGAACGAAACGACGGGUAUCGGGACCCACGAGCUCAUCCGGCCAUUCAAGGACAAGGUGCUCCAAACCAUCUUCUUGAAGCCCCUUCGGGCGCUACCGUUUGGCACACAGAUCGGCUACAUCGAAGCUGUUACGUUUUUCCUAUCCCUGGGACACAGCCUCGUCGAUUUCAAUGACCACCUGAACCGGCUGCUGAUGGAGUCCCUCGCCCUUGCCGAUGCAGACGAUGAGACCCUCGCCUCGAAACCGCUGGAGCACCGGAGCGCCGAGUCCAUCGUCCGGCUCCGCGUAGCAUGCAUCAAAUUGCUAUCGACCGCACAAGGCUUCGCAGAGUUUGGCAGUUCGCCUCCGAACCAGCAACGGACGCGAGUUAUCGCCGUCUUCUUCAAGUCGUUGUAUUCCAAGGCCCCCGACGUGGUCGAGGCGGCCUACACCGGACUCUCUGGCGUUUUGGUCACCACGAACAAGUUACCGAAAGACCUCCUCCAUAGCGGUCUGAAGCCGAUCCUCAUGAACCUUCAGGACCCCAAAAAGAUCACGGUGGAGGGCUUGGAGGUGCUGGCUCGGCUGCUGAAGCUGCUGACGAGUUAUUUCAAACUGGAGAUCGGAUCACGGUUGCUGGACCACAUGAAAACCAUUGCGGACGGUCCCGCCUUGCAACGAACCUCAUUCACGCUUAUCGAACAACACCGGCCCAUGAAAGUAAUCAAGGCGAUCCUCAACAUUUUCCAUCUUCUGCCUCCUACCGCCGUCUCGUUCUUGGGCAGCCUAGUCGCCAAGGUGAUGGAGCUCGAGUUGGCACUUCGUCGCACCCGAAUCAGCCCGUUCCGCGAACCGCUCCUGAAGUAUCUCAACCGGUACCCGAAAGAGACGUGGGACUUCUUCGCCCCGAAGCUCCCGGACCUUUCCUACAGCCGCUUCUUCGCCCAGCUCCUCGCAGAUCCCAGCAGCGAUCCGUUGCGAGAAGCCGUCUGUAACGACACCGCGCCGGUCGUCAGCGGGUUGGCGGCGGAAAGCGAUGGUGAGCGAUGGCCGGUGAUCAUUAGCUCUAUCCAUAUCACAUGGUCGGUGUGUCAGGCUGACAAGACCAAGAAUUUCCUGGUCAGGCGGGAAGGGAUCCGAAAAGCGCUCCUCGACGUCGGCAAGCUCCUCGAGACACGGCUGAGGACCAACAAGAUCGACCCGAGCGUUCGUUUGGCCGCCGACCAAGCGGCUCAACAGCUGGUCGACAUCUUCACCGUCACCAUGUCGCAAGAUCCGCGCAACGUGGACCUCUUUUUCGAAGUCGUGAACGCGGUGACGGCAGAUGAACUUCGUGCUUCUCCAACCCUCUUCCACUACAUAUACGAGGCCAUUGUGACCAGUGACGCCGUGGACUUUUCGCGGAGUUUAUUGAUGCGUUGUAUCGAGCUUUAUGCUGGCCGCGGCGCCUCGCAGAAGACCAAAACGUUCUUGUUCCACAACGUCGUCAACCCCAUCCUUGCACUGGACGUCAUGCGGAAUUGGGACGGCCUCUUUGGGAACCAGAAAGGUACCAAGCUGAUGGACCGCGCUAUGAUAGAUGCGGUCAACACAAAGUUGUGGAGACCUCAAUCGAUGAUCGAUACCUCGGAGGAAACGGGCCAGAUCGGCGUCGAUCACUCGCGGAUGGAGCUGCUGCAACUCACGGCGCUCCUGCUCAAAUACCAUACCAACCUGGUGCAGGACUUCCGGAAAGACGUCAUUCGGUUUGGCUGGAACUUCAUCAAACUAGAGGACGUGAUCAACAAGCACGCCGCAUACGUAGUAGUCGCAUACUUCGUCGCCCAUUACGAUACCCCUCCCAAAAUCGUCAUGCCUGUGUAUCAGACGCUGCUGAAGGCGCACCAGAACGAAGGACGGACACUCGUCACGCAGGCGCUCGAGCUCAUGGCUCCGGUCCUCCGAAAGCGCCUGAUGGGCGGCAGCGAGAGCAAAUUCCCGGCGUUCGCGCGUAUGCCCAAAAAGAUCCUCACCGAAGAAAGCCACAAUCUGCAACAGCUGAUCAGCAUUUUCAAUUUCAUCGUCCGGCAUCCCGACCUGUUCUACGAAGCCCGAGAGCCGCUGUCGGUGAUCAUCAUUCCUGCGCUGGCCAAGAUCGCCCAGCCUCCCAGCCCCUCCAACGAGCACAAGCGGAUUGCGAUCAACCUGAUCAGUCUCAUCUUCCAGUGGGAGGACCGUGCCGCUCGAGAGUUCCGGGAAACUAGUUCCCCUGCCGGUACGAAACGAAAAGCGGACGGUACACCCAUGCCGCGGAGCAACUUCCUCGCCAACCCCGCGUUGCGCAUGGUUCUCGUCCAGUACCUCGUCACAUUCAUCGCAUCGCUACCAGAGCGGUACCCUGUCGCGUCUCAGCGCACCAAGGACGCGUUGAGCACGCAGCCGCAAAAUCUUCCCAAUCCCGAAACCUCCAAGAUGGCGGUACGACUAUUGCACAAGCUAGUCUCGCCUCCGCACUGGAUGGACUUGGAUAUCCCAUCGCUCCUUUCUCCUCACGCGGAGAAGGGCCCGCAGCUCAUCGAGCAGAACCUCGCCACCGAUCAAGGAGCCGACGAGAAGCCGGAGAUCUGGCUCACGCGACAGAUCAACACGCUGGAGAUCGUCAAGAUCCUCGUCAACGUUGUGUCGGACACGUGGUUGCUCGAGAACAUCGGCCGGGUCCAGAAGCUGCUCGAGAAAACUAUGCGGAUGGAGAGCUCCGAAGUGCAGGAUUGCUUGCACUCGCCGGAAGCGGCCGAGUCCGGCAUCAGCGGGAUGGUGCCGACAAUUGAGCGAGUCCUUCACAUCAUUCCCGACAAGGCGGCCGAGGAGGACGAGAACAGCGACGACUCACCGGGAGCCGAGUUUAUCCAAUUCUGUGGCACGGUUGCGAACGAAGGCUUGUCCAACGGCCAUCUCGUUUCCGCACUUAACGUCCUGUGGACGCUCUGCAAGAAGAAGCCGCAGGAGGUUGAUCAGCACAUUCCCGCUAUCAUGAAGGUUUUCCAAACCAAGCUGCUGAAGGACCACUUUUCCGCUCCCCCGGCGCAUCCGGCAAUACCGCAUCCACGAGCUGCGGACUCCACGAACGCUACCCCUGACCCUGUCGAGUAUCAAAUCCAAAUCGGCCUGAUCUUGAAGACCAUCGACAUCUUGGAUGCACGAAUGAACUCUUUGAAUGAGAAUCGGCGACCCUUUCUGCAAGCGCUGGCGCAACUGGUGGAGCGUUCGCAGAGCACCGUCAUUUGCACCAAGAUCCUGGAAUUGGUCGAGAAAUGGGUCUUCCACCACACGGGAGAGCUUUUCCCGACCAUGAAGGAAAAGACGGCAGUGCUGAGCAAAAUGCAGGCGUUUGAGCAGAGAGCCGAUCCGACGCUGAUGCGCCGCUUCCUCGACCUGGUCAUCCGAAUCUACGAGGAUCCCAAGAUCACGCGAUCCGAACUGACGGUGCGCAUGGAGCCGGCAUUUCUGGUCGGAACAAGGGCGCAAGACGUCGACAUGCGCAACCGUUUCCUAGGCAUCUUCGACCGCCACCUCACCCGCACAGCUAGCAGCCGCAUCAACGCCUUGCUCGCUUCCCAAGACUGGCUUCCGCUGAGCGACACAUACUGGCUGUCGCAGGUCACCCACCUCCUUCUCGGCUCGGUCGACACAAAUCACACGGCCCAACUCCACGAUGAUGAUUUCAAGGUCACGUCCCCGAACCUCGUGUUCGGAACGUACGCCAAAGACUCGCGCAUCGCAAAUGUGAUCGUGGACGGCGAGUUCGACGUGUUCAUGAACUCGUGGAAAUCCUUCCACCAGGGCCUCGGCGACGUGAAGGUCAAGGAUAUUCUGGAGCCGCUCGGUCAACUGCAGCACACCAACACGACGCUGGCACAUGAUAUAUGGGUCGCCUUGUUCCCGAUGUUCUGGAUCACCGUCCCCAAAGACGACCGCGGGGAUUUUGAGAAGGCGUUGGUUGCAUUGUUGACCAAGGAGUUCAAUUACCGGCAGAUCGACAAACGACCCAACUGCGUCCAGUCUUUGCUGGAAGGCAUUGUCCGCGCGAAGCCGCGAUUGAAGUUUCCGCCGCAGGUUAUGAAGUAUCUAGCCAAGACAUACAAUGCGUGGUAUACUGCUGCCCAUUACAUGGAGGAGGCGUCGAUAAAUCCGGUCAUCGACACCGCGUCGGUACGGGAGAGUACCUCGGACGCGUUGUUGGAACUGUAUUCGAACCUCUUAGAGGACGACUUGUUUUACGGUACUUGGCGUCGGCGCUGUCAAUACGUAGAGACCAACGCGGCACUGUCCUACGAGCAAAUCGGCAUGUGGGAGCAGGCGCAGCGAACAUACGAAGCUGCUCAAAUCAAGGCUCGAACGGGAGCGUUGCCGUUCUCGCAAGGCGAGUACAUGCUGUGGGAAGAUCAUUGGGUCAUUUGCGCCCAGAAGCUUCAGCAGUGGGAUGUCCUCGCCGAUUUUGCAAAGCACGAGAACUUCAACGAUCUCUACCUAGAGUCGACGUGGCGACACAUCGAGAUGUGGAACACGGCCGAGUCACGGGAGCAGCUCGAAUCGAUCAUCAAGUCGGUGUCGGAUGCGCCGACGCCGCGGCGGGCAUUCUUCCAGGCCUUCAUGUCCUUGUUGAAAUACAACGCGAAGCAAGAGACGCCUCAAGACCUGAACCGAUUCACGGACGAGGCCAUCCAGAUUUCCAUCCGCAAGUGGCACCAGCUUCCCAAGCGCAUCACCAAUGCGCACAUCCCGAUCCUGCAGAACUUCCAGAACCUCGUGGAACUGCACGAUGCCAGUAUCAUGUGCACCAGCCUAGGGCAGACCAACCAAGCGAACCUAGAGGUCAAGGCGCAGGAGUUGAAGCUCCUUCUCGGGUCCUGGCGCGAUCGCCUGCCAAAUUUCUGGGACGACAUCAACGCGUGGCAGGAUCUGGUAACCUGGCGGCAGCACAUCUUCCAUCUCAUCAACAACGUCUAUCUCUCGCUCCUGCAAAAUAACCAAGCCACUCCCGGACAAGCGAAUUCCUACCACUACCGCGGCUUCCAUGAAACCGCCUGGAUCAUCAAUCGAUUCGCUCAUGUGGCGCGGAAACACAACCUCACCGACGUGUGCAUCCAGCAGUUGGGCCGCAUCUAUACUCUACCCAACAUCGAGAUCCAGGAAGCGUUCCUCAAACUCCGCGAGCAGGCCAAGUGCCACUACCAGAACCGGGCGGAACUGAACCAGGGCUUGGAGGUGAUCAACAACACCAACCUCAACUACUUCACGGCACAGCAAAAAGCCGAGUUCUUCACUCUCAAGGGCAUGUUUUUGGAGAAGCUGGGCGAACGACACGAAGCGAACGGCGCGUUCGGCAGCGCCCUCUGGUUCGAGAUCAAACAUCCCAAGGCCUGGGCGGAAUGGGGGCGUUACAACGACAACAUCUUCAAGGAAAAUCCCGCCGACAUGGAGCGCGCCUCCUCCGCCAUCGGAUGUUACCUAGAAGCGGCAAGCACUUACAAGAACGCCAAGUCGCGGCGGUUGCUCAGCCGUGUGCUUUGGCUCCUGAGCCUCGACGACGAGCGCCGCACGGUGGAGACGACCUUCCGGGAGUUCAAGGGCGAUCAUCCCACGUGGUACUGGAUCACAUUUAUCCCCCAGCUCAUCCAAGGCCUGUCCCGACAGGAGGGCGUCGUCGCCCGGAUGCUGCUCGCCAAGAUCGCCAAGUCGUUCCCCCAGGCCCUGUUCUUCCAGUUGCGGACCGCGCGAGAGGAGUUUACGAACUUGAAAAAGCAGCAGGACGCCGCGCUAGCUAAGGACCGAGCUGCCAAGGCUCGACAGCAUAGCCAGCAACCGAAAAGCUCGCCGACACAAAAGGCCACCCCCGACUCCCGCCCGGCAACGGCAUCUGGAACCAAAGAGGACGCCAAUACGUCUGCCGGAACCGCUGACGGGACGCCCAAGAUGGAGGCGAAGACCGAGCCGACUCCAGAUGGAGUGGCCGCGGCGGAUACGCCAAAGAAGCCCUGGGAAUAUGCCGAGGACAUCAUGUCGACAUUGAGAACGGCGUUCCCGCUGCUCGCGUUGUCGUUGGAAACCAUGGCCGACCAGAUGGCCAAGUACUUCAAGUGCCCGCCGGACGAAGAUGCAUACCGGCUCAUCGUUGCGCUGCUGAACGAUGCUCUGUCCUACAUCGGCCGCACUCCGCACUCGUACGGGCAAGAUGUCAAACUCCCUCCGUCGACGGAAGCGAACAUCACCAAAUUCGCCCAAUCCAUCCUCCCCGCGCACAUUCGAGGGUUCUUUGAGUCCGACUUUGUGCUCAAGAAGCCGACCAUGUACGAAUACAUGCAGAAGCUUCGUAAAUGGCGCAACAAGUUCGAGGAGCGACUCGAUGCCCGUGACAACCCGACGAGCCUGGAGCUGCAGAGCUCGCAUCUCAGCGAGUUCAAGUACGCCAAAUUCGAGGACGUCGAGGUCCCGGGGCAGUAUCUCAUGCUCAAGGACAAGAACACCGACUUUGUCAAGAUCGAGCGGAUUCUGCCGAACGUGGAGCAGGUGCGUGGCAGUGGUGUGUCGUGGCGACGGAUCAGGAUCCGGGGACACGAUGGAAGCGUCCAUAUCUUUACGGUGCAGCAUCCGGCUACUAAACAGGCUCGACGAGAGGAACGGAUCAUGCAGUUGUUCCGCAUCUUCAAUGGUACUUUGGUCAAGAAGCGAGAAGCCCGACGUCGGAACCUUCAGUUCACGCUUCCCGUCAUUGUGCCGCUCUCCAACAUUGUUCGGCUGAUUCAGGAGGACCCGUCCGCUGUCAAUCUGCAGCAGAUCUACGAGACGUAUUGCCGGUUGAAUGGCAUCAACAAGGACGACCCCAUCUUGUUCAGCAUCGAGAAGAUGCGGGGAUUGAGUCCAAAAUCACCCGCCGAGUACUUGAAUGCGCUUCGCCUAGAAAUCUACACAUCUAUUCAAGACAAGUUCGUCCCCAACUCGGUGGUGUUGGACUAUUUCCAAUCCACCUACCCGUCGUUCGCCGAUCUUUGGUUAUUCCGUCGCACCUUUGCCUAUCAGUUUGCGGCGCUGUCCUUCAUGACCUAUAUCAUGCACAUGAACGCUCGCACGCCACAGAAACUGUUCAUCAGCCGGGGCACCGGGCGCGUCUGGGGAUCGGAGCCGUUCCCCUCCAUCUCCGCGGGCAAAGCCGUCUUCCACAAUCCCGAAGUCGUCCCGUUCCGCCUGACGCCGAAUCUCCAAACCCUGAUGGGCCCGCUGGGGACCGAAGGCAUCUUCGCGCCGUCCAUGAUGGCGCUCGGGCGGUGCUUGGUUGAGCCCGACGGCGAGCUGGAAAUGCAGCUGGCCAUCUUCGUGCGGGACGAGGUGACGUUCUGGCACACGCAGUCGCACCGGCCCGCGCCGAACACGACGCAGUUGCGGGAGCUGGUGCAGGGGAACAUCGAGCUGGUGUCAAGAAGGGCGAUGAGCUUCGCGAAGCCGCCGAAUAGUCCGAACCUGCCGGCCAAUCAAACAGUCGUGGACUCCGUGGCGCUUGCCGUCAAUCCCAACAAGCUGGCGGUGACGGAACCGCUGUGGAUGGGAUACUUGUAAUUAAUGUACUUUGCUUGCUUCAGUUGCUGCAGCCGGUAUGGCAUGGCGUUUUCGGGAUAGGAAAUGGGAGGAAUACUUGCGCCCCAGUUCGGCGUCACGAACUGCGAUGACACUCGCACCGUUCACAGCCAGUGGACGCAGCGAUACUAUAACGUGGGCAGGAGUGCAUGUUUCUUCACUAAUGUAUACAUAUCAUGGGUUCGGAAGCCCAUCACGGCCGACACGUAGCUAUUGAAUGAACUUUAAUUCUGAAUCGCUGAGGUUCGUGCUACUGCCACUUUGUGAGAUUACUUGGGAUGAGGCGCUUCAAAACUGCCAGAUGCUGCUCAUGCUCCU